Messenger RNA from Rhododendron vialii, 3257 nucleotides. RefSeq names its product pentatricopeptide repeat-containing protein At5g19020, mitochondrial. Gene Ontology annotation, molecular function: protein binding; RNA binding. NCBI's taxonomy places the organism in Eukaryota, Viridiplantae, Streptophyta, Magnoliopsida, Ericales, Ericaceae. The coding region runs from base 555 to 2654 and encodes 699 amino acids. Gene Ontology annotation, biological process: RNA modification. The record is from RefSeq and is a predicted model, not a curated record. The transcript has a single exon.
CUCACACGAAGCAAUAUAGAAGCCUAUAGCGCGAAGGGCAAAAUUCUUCUAAAGAGUGAAGUGGAACGAAAGUUUUGAAGCCAAGUUCCAUUUCAAACAAACUACUACGAACUUCCUCAAAGAAAAGUAAUCAUUCUGGUAGUAGUUCGUUAAAAAUCUUCUCUUUAACCAAAACCCUAUUUACACCCCAAAUCUCCCCCUCCAAAAUUCUCAUGAAUGCGUUAAAUAAGGAUUACAUUAGCCAAGUCCAGGUUUCAUUGGCCAAAUCGUUUUCAUUACCCAAGUCCAGGGUUUUUAAUAAAUGCCGUAUAAUACCGCCAUACCGGCCGUUGCAUAGCGGGAUUUCGAAUCUCCGAUAUUGUUAUUUACUAUAUGAUCUUCACUGAUAUCGUUACGUUUCCUAAUAUCGCGGUUUAAAACUCUGGCCAAACUUUUAACUUCCUCAAAGAAAAGUGAAGUAAUCAAUCUGGUUGGAGUUCGUUAGAAAUCUCCUCUUUUACCAAAACCCUAUUUACACCCAAAAUCUCGCCUCCAAAUCCGCAUGAUCUCGUCUCAUGAACAUUGCUCUCAGACCCAGAAAACCAGUCCUUCUCUUCUCACACCAAAACCUCAAAUGGGUCUCCACUUACACUGCCCAAACUCCACCCUUUCCUCCUCCACACCCUGCAAACCACCUCCCUGCAUUCCUCAACGGUCAAAAUCCUCACAACCCACUCGAUUACGAGCUCUCUAUUGUGUCCGCAUUAAAAUCUUGUUCAUCCCUCUUGGCCAUGUCCCAUGGCCAACAAAUUCACAGCCUUGUCUUGAAAUCCGGCCUUGAAUCUAACGUUUUUGUACGAAACAGUUUGAUUAACAUGUACGCGAAAUGUGGGUGCAUUGGUGAAGCAAAAUCGUUGUUUGAUACUGGGUCUGGGUUGGAUUCAGUAUCCUGUAAUAUAAUGAUUGGCGGGUAUGUCAGGUUUGGUCGGUUGGGAGAUGCCCGCGAACUGUUUGAUGUAAUGCCCAAGAAAGGUUGUGUUUCUUACACGAGUAUGAUUUUGGGUUUAGUACAAAAUGGUUGUUGGAAUGAGGCCGUUGAUGUUUUCAAGGAUAUGUGGGUAGAGGGUGUGAUGCCUAACGAGGUGACGAUGUCGAGUGUGAUAUCCGCAUGCUGUCAUUUGGGUGGGAUUUGGGACUGUCGGUUGCUUCAUGCAUUGAUGAAGAAAAUCGGGCUUGAAGUGUUUGUUCUAGUUUCGACUAACUUGGUGCAUAUGUAUUGUGUGAAUUCAUGUUUGAGUGAUGCGAAAACUUUGUUUGAUGAGAUGCCUGAACCGAAUAUGGUUUCACAGAAUGUAAUGCUUAAUGGGUAUUCAAAGGCAGGACAUCUUGAUUUGGCUAGAGAUGUCUUUGAGAGAAUGCCUACUAAAGAUGUGGUUGCUUGGGGUACAAUUGUUGAUUGUUAUGCGCAAGUAGGAAGAUUAGCUGAAGCUUUUACUAUGUAUCGCGCAAUGCUGCAUAGUGGUUUGGGUCCGAAUGAAGUUAUGGUUGUGAACAUGGUUUCGGCUUGUGGGCAGUUGAUGGCAUUUCACGAGGGCAAGCAGUUUCACAGUGCAACUAUAAAAACAGGCUUUGACUGCUUUGACUUCAUACAAGCAACAAUCAUCCAUUUUUAUGCUGCUUGCCACAAAAUCUGCGCUGCUCAGUUGCAAUUUGAAUUGGGUAGCAAGGACCAUGUCGCAUCUUGGAAUGCACUCGUUGCUGGACUCGUGAGAAAUGGGAAGAUUGAACUAGCUAGACAAUUGUUCAACGAGAUCCCUAAAAGAGAUGUUAUUUCCUGGAGCUCCAUGAUUUCUGGUUAUUCACAGAGUGAGCAACCUAAUAUGGCUGUAGAACUAUUUCACGAAAUGGUAUCUUGCGGUGUCAAACCAAAUGAAAUCACAAUGGUGAGUGUCCUCUCUGCAAUUGCUACUCUAGGCAUAUUGAAAGAGGGAAGACAAGCCCAUGAAUAUAUACGCAACAACUCAAUACCUCUUAAUGACAAUCUCUUAGCAGCAAUAAUUGACAUGUAUGCCAAGUGUGGGAGCAUCGAGACUGCCUUACAUUUGUUCCAUCAAAUCAAAGACAAGACUUGCUCCGUUUCACCAUGGAAUGCGAUUAUAUGCGGGUUGGCCAUGCAUGGACACGCACAGUUGUCUCUUCAAAUGUAUUCUGAUUUGCAGAAACGGAACAUUAAACCAAGCGCAAUCACAUUCAUUGGAGUCUUGUGCGCAUGUUGCCAUUCUGGGUUGGUGGCCUUAGGGGAGCAGCAUUUUAACAGUAUGAAUACCUUAUAUGGUGUGGAUCCAAACAUCAAGCACUACGGUUGUAUGGUGGAUCUUUUGGGAAAAGCAGGGAGAUUAGCAGAAGCUGAGAAACUAAUUAGGGGUAUGCCUAUGAAGGCGGAUGUCGUGAUAUGGGGCUCAUUGUUGGCAGCAUGUAGAACUCAUGGUAAUGUCGAAGUAGGGGAAUGGGCUGCAGAGAGUUUGGCUGGUGUUGAACCAUCUCAUGGUGGGAGUAGAGUUCUUCUGUCCAAUAUUUAUGCAGAUGCAGGGAGGUGGGAAGAUGCAUUUUUAGUGAGGAGGGCAAUGAAAAGCCAGCAAAUGGCUAGGUCACCGGGUUACAGUGGUGUCAUUUGACCUUGGGAUGGUUUGCUGUAAGUUAGAAUUUUCGCCCUAACCUUAUUGAAUGUUUAGUUUUUCAGAAAGAUUAUUGUACGCAAUGUAUUGUAGCUCCUAGGUAUUUUGCAGUUUGCAAUAAAUAUCAAGCAAAUGAAGACUUAUGGAAAUCUUGGCACCAUUUUCCUGUAAAAAGUCCAAAAUUUUCAUAGAAUACUUCACAAAACACUUGAAGCAUCUUCUUGAGAAAUAGAAUGGCAUUGAAGUUAGAAGUCUUAAAAUAUCAUCAGAUGGAACUUCUGUCCUAUGAAGGUUCAAACCACUGCCCUUUCAGGGUAGGCAUCUAUGAUAAGAUACCAUUUUGUUUUCAUGUAGAAACCAAAAGCCCAUAGGGUUCAAGAAUGGGGAUUGAUUUAGCUAGGUUAAAGCACCCAAACAAUCUCAAUACCCAAAUGCUGCAUUUUAAUAAACAGAAAAUCAGUCAUUCUGUACAAAGCUUGCAAUUUCUUAUAAAUUGUACAAUUUUUUCCUCCAAACCUUCAUUCUGCACUGACAAGCCUACAUAGAAAACCAUGUACAACUACAUUUCAACCACAAACCUACAAAAUUUUGGACAAAAGAAAA